Molecule: messenger RNA, 1797 nt
Organism: Penicillium manginii
Lineage: Eukaryota; Fungi; Ascomycota; Eurotiomycetes; Eurotiales; Aspergillaceae
Product: GID4/VID24 family protein
Exons: 3
Coding region: 1-1797 (598 amino acids)
Biological process (GO): protein catabolic process in the vacuole; proteasome-mediated ubiquitin-dependent protein catabolic process; negative regulation of gluconeogenesis
Cellular component (GO): extrinsic component of membrane; GID complex
Source: RefSeq, a predicted model, not a curated record
AUGCCGCCUCCCAACUCGGCAUUGCACCAUCUGCCGCGAACUGCCCCAACGUCCCACGCCGAGUCUGAGUCCUCUCCCCAAAGAGGAUCGUCAUCGCGAUCGUCCCACACGGAUUCCCCGGUCCCUACCGACGACGACAACAUUCACGACGAGAAUGUGAACUUCCUCCGCUCGCGUUUCCUCCUCUACAGUACAUACCACCCACCCGAAGCCUCCCUCAGUCAACCUCGUCGCCGUCGAGACCCAACAUCCCACCCUCGGCCAGCCGACGAAACAGAUCGCAUGGACGUCGACAACCCCGAUCACAACGGCAACUUGCGCCUUUCAGUCGAAAUCAACCGUCGCAUCCCCAUCAUCCGCCGUCAACGGGAAGAUCAUACCAAUAACAACAUGCCGAACUAUGAAACACACAGACCAGAUCCUCGCUCGCUCUAUGGUUGGGCACCGGGCUCCGACGAUGAAGAAGAUCGACAACAUGGCGAGGAGUCCGAUGAUGACCAAAUCCAACCAUUUCUCCACGCCAUCUCUGACCGCGUCGCAUUAUCUAGCCGUCCCCGAAGGCGCGAAGCGACCGGUCGCACCCCACCUAUCAGACCCGGAGACGAGUAUGGCGAAGGAAGCAGUCGACUAAGAACCCCGCCACUUGCGACGAUGGAGGCCUUGCUCCAGUCGGCUAGACGACAACCGAGGCUGUCGCGAACUCGGACACUGGAGAACUACCUGUUGGAUCGAUAUGCAAGCCGGUCACACGAAGACUCCGAUGAGACCGAUCGCGCAGCCGCGUCGUCCUCAACCUCCUCAUCGCGAGCCUACCGAUACCGACCUUCCAACCGUGGCGAUAAUACCAGGCCACUUUCACAUACCGAUCUGCGCGCUCGCGCAUCUGCGCAUCGGCAGCUACACUCGGUUGGCUCCGGUGACACACUAUUGAAGAAUACAAUAACCUACUUGGACCGUCUGCGAUAUUCAAGCUCUUUCGAGGAGAGCAUUAGCUCCGCUGCUGCCACGGGGUUUCUCUUCGAGAACUUUCAUUGGAAAGACAGUGACUUCAUCCUGGACACAAACACAAUUGCUCCACCGGCCACAUGCUCUUGGCUCCGGCCUGGCGUUGUUUUCUCGGGCUGCCAGCGUGCCGCGAACACAGGCUCCAUCCUUUCGCAGCGCGUGUCAAAUUCUCGGGGCCCUGGCGAACCGGUCAUUGUCAACGGUGGCGAGGAGCCUCGCAUCAACGUUCACACCACCAAUGGACGACGAUAUCUUGCAAAUAAUCGGGAAGAAAACUGGCCUGUCAAGGUCACAAUCCACAACAUCAACUAUGCGGAGAUGACUCUGUCUGGCACCAUGGAAGCAUACAACAUCCCCGACAAAACUUCACCUACUCAUGAUGCACACAUUGUCACCUUCCUGGAAGGUGAAAUCAUAGAUUUCAACCAACAUACACUAGAAACGAAGAACUUCAAGGCGGAUGCCGAUAUCGACAGCACAUAUUGGCGAGAACUGCAGCCGUUCAAGGACCUCACGGAUUCCGAAAUUGCUAAGAACUUGGUUAGCAGGAAGUGGAUCACCGAGCAAUUGGCCAAGGGGUGGAUCCUGAUGCGAUGGAAAGAGCGGUGUUUUAUUACCCCCACCGACUCGCGUCAAGGCCUCACCAUUUCUGGUUUCUACUACAUUUCUCUUCGUCGUGAGGAUGGACAAAUUGAAGGGCUGUAUUACGACCCUGGCAGUUCCCCUUAUCAACAACUCUCUCUGAAACCAGAGACUCCAAAAAUGGUCCGUCCAUCUUAUACCUUCCGCUAG